GACACAGGCAAGGCGCUGUCCUUUCAGCACCACGAGCUCGGGCUGAGGAGGGAGGACUCCUGGCCGUCCUCCUCCUCUUCAAAUUGGCUUGAAUCUGCUCUGACCCCCCAAGAGUGCAUCACAGUCUGGGAAGAAAGGUGUAAGGAUGGUGAAGCUGAACAGUAACCCCAGUGAGAAGGGAACCAAGCCGCCUUCGGUUGAGGAUGGCUUCCAGACCGUCCCUCUCAUCACUCCCUUGGAGGUUAACCACUUACAGCUGCCUGCUCCGGAAAAGGUGAUUGUGAAGACAAGAACGGAAUAUCAGCCUGAACAGAAGAACAAAGGAAAGUUCCGGGUGCCGAAAAUCGCUGAAUUUACGGUCACCAUUCUCGUCAGCCUGGCCCUCGCUUUCCUCGCCUGCAUCGUGUUCCUGGUGGUUUACAAAGCCUUCACCUAUGACCACAGCUGCCCAGAGGGAUUUGUGUAUAAGCACAAGCGCUGUAUCCCGGCCUCUCUGGAUGCUUACUACUCAUCCCAGGACCCCAAUUCCAGAAGCCGCUUCUACACGGUCAUCAGCCACUACAGUGUGGCCAAGCAGAGCACUGCUCGGGCCAUCGGGCCGUGGCUGUCGGCGGCUGCUGUCAUCCAUGAGCCCAAGCCGCCCAAGACCCAGGGCCAUUAG
Molecule: messenger RNA, 661 nt
Organism: Prionailurus viverrinus (fishing cat)
Lineage: Eukaryota; Metazoa; Chordata; Mammalia; Carnivora; Felidae
Gene: NSG2
Product: neuronal vesicle trafficking associated 2
Exons: 5
Coding region: 146-661 (171 amino acids)
Biological process (GO): G protein-coupled dopamine receptor signaling pathway; endosomal transport; clathrin coat assembly
Cellular component (GO): membrane; endosome
Molecular function (GO): clathrin light chain binding
Source: RefSeq, a predicted model, not a curated record